Molecule: messenger RNA, 1412 nt
Organism: Eucalyptus grandis
Lineage: Eukaryota; Viridiplantae; Streptophyta; Magnoliopsida; Myrtales; Myrtaceae
Product: zinc transporter 1
Exons: 3
Coding region: 208-1308 (366 amino acids)
Biological process (GO): zinc ion transmembrane transport
Cellular component (GO): plasma membrane
Molecular function (GO): zinc ion transmembrane transporter activity
Source: RefSeq, a predicted model, not a curated record
UCAUCAUUGCUCCAUUGGGCAGCGGCAGCAGCAGCAGCAGCACAGAGUCCUUUUCGUGGACGGCUGAUGCAACACUGAUCCUUAUAUAGCUCGCGGACAUGUCUCGAGCCUCACGCGGCGUUUUCCUUUUCGCUCUCGACAAGCCAGCACGGCGGUCUCUUUUCGCGUCGCGUUCUUCGUCUUCUUGAUAUCGGGGAUCGAAUUGCGAUGGCGGGCGAGCCGGGUCGGCGUGGCUCGUGUCGGUUCCUGAUACUGUGCGUUCUCGUCCUUCUCCCCUCGCUCGUCCUCGGGGACUGCACGUGCGACGGUGCUGCCGGCGGGGGGCGCAACAAGAGGGAGGCGCUCAAGUACAAAGUGGGCGCGAUCGCCGCCAUCCUCCUCGCAGGCGCGGUCGGCGUGUGCAUCCCGCUGCUUGGGAAGGUCGUCCCGGCCCUGCGCCCCGAGAAGGACGUGUUCUUCCUGGUCAAGGCGUUCGCGGCCGGGGUGAUCCUCGCGACGGGCCUCAUCCACGUCCUCCCCGACGCGUUCGACAGCCUGACGUCGCCGUGCCUCGACGAGAACCCUUGGGGCAAGUUCCCCUUCGCUGGGUUCGUUGCCAUGGUCGCCGCGGUCGGGACGCUGAUGGUGGACACCUACGCGACCUCCUACUACACGAGGUCCCACUUCAGCAAGGCUCGCCCAGCGGAGAGCGAGGGGGACGAGGAGAGCGACGCCGCUGCCACCGCCGGCGACGAUCACGCCGGGCAUCUGCACGUGCACACCCACGCGACCCACGGGCACGCCCACGGCUCCGCAUAUCAGGGUCACGAGCCGGGCACGUCGGAGCUUCUCCGCCAUAGAGUCGUAUCGCAGGUGUUGGAGCUGGGGAUCGUGGUGCACUCGGUGAUAAUAGGGAUUUCGCUGGGGACUUCCGGGAGCGCAAAGACGGUGAAGCCAUUGAUGGCCGCUUUGACUUUCCAUCAGUUCUUUGAAGGCAUGGGGCUCGGCGGAUGCAUCACUCAGGCCAAGUUCAAGGCAAGAACAACAAUAAUAAUGGCCCUCUUCUUCUCCCUCACUACGCCGGCUGGGAUCGCCAUCGGUAUCGGGAUAUCCGACACGUACGACGAGAGCAGCCAGAGGGCGCUGAUCAUCGAGGGUGUCUUCAACGCCGCGUCCGCCGGAAUCCUGGUCUACAUGGCGCUCGUCGACCUGCUGGCGGCGGACUUCAUGAGCGCCAAGGUGCAGGGGAAUGGGAGGCUCCAGCUGCUGUGCAAUUGCUUCCUCCUGUUCGGUGCUGGUUGUAUGGCCUUCUUGGCCAAAUGGGCAUGAAUGAGUCUCAAAACUUUUUUGUUCUACAAAAUGUCAAUAAUAAAAAUGGCGUUCAAUUCUUUUUUUUUUUUGGUAUUUCUCAAUUUGGUCCAAUGGAUUUUCUU